Candoia aspera is the source of this 981-nucleotide messenger RNA. RefSeq names its product transmembrane and immunoglobulin domain containing 1 (gene TMIGD1). The record is from RefSeq and is a predicted model, not a curated record. The transcript has 6 exons. Bases 49 to 816 code for a protein of 255 amino acids. NCBI's taxonomy places the organism in Eukaryota, Metazoa, Chordata, Lepidosauria, Squamata, Candoiidae.
CCUCUUGUCUGUUUUCCACCUCAGGGCUCCGGGCAGCGUGCGUGGGAAAUGCAGGGCAUCAUUUACCCAACAUUCCUGUUCGUUGUAGCGCUUGUGCCGUGUGCUGUCACAGGCGUUCAUCUGGCCAUCAACUCCAACACGGCUGACUUCCAGCUGGCAACCAAGCCGGGCCAGACCCAGUCGCUCUGGUGCACCGUUUGGGACCACCACCAGGAAGAGGAAUUGCUUUGGCUGCGAGGAGACGGGACCGUCGGCCUGCAGGAGGGGAACAGAGCCAACGCCAGCAACAUCUGCAUCUCCCCCGUCAUGGAGGAGGACAACGGCGUGUCUUUUACCUGCCAGCUGGCCCGGGACAAAUCCAUCCAGAUCUCUGUGCGGCUCAAUGUCACGUACGCCCCCAUCCUAAGCGGAGAAGACCCUCCCGCCAUCCCCGGAGAGUGGGAUGCGACGCUCAGUUGCCAUGUCAAAGCCAACCCCCCUGCUGAGCUUACCUGGUACAAGGACAACCAGAUCCUGGGCCUGGAGGAGUCCCACCACUGGGUUCACCAGACCAGUGAGCUGUUCCAGCUGACCAUUAAGCACGUCCAACAGUCGGAUGAAGGAAUAUACACGUGCGCGGCUGUCUCUCCGCAUGGAAUAAGCCGUAAAGACUUCCACCUGGUAAUCACAGAGAGAAAACUGCCCUUCCCCACCGAAGCCGUCAUUGCUGCAGCCGUGGUGAUUUCGCUGACAGCCCUCUUUGCCCUUGUGGUCCGACGAGAGAAGAUUGUAAAGUGUUUCAAGAAAACUGACUCUCCAAGCCAAACUGCACUGUGAAGGAAUUCUUAUCUCAGAGCAACUUCAGAGGCAUCCUGGGUUACUUCAGAUUGCAAAUCCUUCCUGUUACCAAGGAAAUUCUUAGCAUGGCCGCAGUUGAAACAUUGCUUUGAUUUAUACCUUAGAAUACUAUCCACUUUCCACUCUCAAGCAGACACUCCUUUA